CUCAGUGCCCAGGCUCGGGCUCUGGCCACGCGCUUGGAUGAUGAAGCAUCCAGAUAUGACAACGCGCAGCUGAGCCCUGAGCAAUGUGACGAGAAGUGGACAUGGUAAAGCCGGAUCCCCUCAGUUAUUGGGGAAGGGCUUCAGCUAAUGCACUUAAGUUCGCAAGAUCAAUCUCUGCUCAUAUCACUCGCAUGGGACUGCGCGAAUGAGUCCUACAACUCUACUUCCCCCCGCCUCCCACGUACGAUCAAGAAUUGUGUAUUGACACAUGACCAUGAAGUUACGCCUUCUAUCAAUGGAACAGUCAAGGCUGCUACUUUCACAACGGUUGAUUUGCAGGAGAUAUCAAAUGGAAAUGAGCUUCUGCCUGUGUUGGUGAUCGCGAUCAGAGGAACUGCCAGUACUGUGGAUCAUAUAGUCAACAUCAACAGCAGGCCACAAGAUGCGAGUCACUUCAUUAAACCUGCCUGUUUUGAGCUCGAUGAUCACUCGCCCAAGAGCAAGCUAGAGGCUCAUUCCGGAUUUCUGCAUAGUGCAUUGGCACUGGAAGCCAUCGUUUCUGAAAGAAUAAAAGCCUACAGUCGUCUCCAUGCUGACACCGGCAGUCACAUUCUCUUUACCGGUCACUCUGCAGGAGGUGCCGUAGCCUCACUAUUGUUUCUCCACUAUAUCUCAGAGGCUAUUCCCAAAAACGCAAGACGCUUCUCUUGCGUCACGUUUGGUGCCCCACCAGUAGUCACAUUACCGUUGAUGGAUGGCAUCAGGCACCGAAGAUUGCCUACAAAUCUAUGCUUCAACCUCAUCAACGAGUUCGACCUUGUCACUAGAGCAGAUAAGAACUAUGUCUUAUCUCUUGUGAACUUACUACGGUCGCGCAAUGAUCCAUCCCUUGUGGUCGCAGAUGCGGCUGCUGGAUGCGAGCAAGCUUCUGGUUCAUUCUCCGAUAACGCUGAAGGUUGCUGGCCAUUACCGCGCUCUCUUUACAGCCAUGUUGGGCCCCGUGUUAUCCUGUUCAUGCGAUUACGAAGUUCGCAGGAACACUUGCCCCGAUUAUGCGCUGCCUCGGUGUCCCGGAAAGAGUUUGACAGACUGCUAUUCUGUCGUCUUUUUGUUCAUAAGCGAAAGUACUAUGCGCAGACGGUAGGACAGCUUGUGGCUGGUCAGGCAAACGGGGUGAUUGGGGAAGCAUGAUAAUAAGAGCAUGUCAUCGCUUACAGAACCUCCUUUAAACAAAGCACGCAUAAAUCGAUUUGGCCUCCAGGCAGCACGAAAGAAUCGAAAAUGCCCUUCGAAAGAACAGGAUAAGUGACGCCAGAAAAACCUCUGCCAUCGUCGGCGAAAACGGCUACACACUAGAGUCUCGACAAGAACAAGGCUGUUUUCCACUUAUCGGAUCGAGCAGUACAAUUAACCGCCGUUUCGAGGGUCAACUCGGAAGAUUAGCUGAUUUGACAGAUGGGGUCGCAUUCUCAAAGUAUACAUUAAU
Aspergillus brunneoviolaceus CBS 621.78 is the source of this 1486-nucleotide messenger RNA. Its product is annotated as alpha/beta-hydrolase. The record is from RefSeq and is a predicted model, not a curated record. Lineage: Eukaryota; Fungi; Ascomycota; Eurotiomycetes; Eurotiales; Aspergillaceae. Gene Ontology annotation, biological process: lipid metabolic process. The transcript has 2 exons. The coding region runs from base 148 to 1191 and encodes 347 amino acids.